This is a messenger RNA of Helicoverpa armigera (cotton bollworm), 858 nucleotides long. Its product is annotated as circadian clock-controlled protein daywake. Lineage: Eukaryota; Metazoa; Arthropoda; Insecta; Lepidoptera; Noctuidae. The record is from RefSeq and is a predicted model, not a curated record. The transcript is spliced from 7 exons. The coding region runs from base 1 to 858 and encodes 285 amino acids.
AUGAAGAUGUGGUCGGGGAUACUCUGUUUGGUCGUGGUGCCGUUAGUUGCUGGGUUUGACAAGUUCUUUAUCAAUUUUGGUGGCUUCGUGUGUCCUAGAGAAGAGAAAGCGUUGGGCAAGUGUCUGCGAGAUGCCUUGAACGCCUACAUACCACAGUUAGCAACAGGCGUGCCCGAAUACGGCGUGCCACCAUGCGAGCCUAUGGUGGUGCCUGCUCUAUCUAUCCAGCAGUCUACAGGACCCAUCUCCGUCAAGUCCAGUUAUUCUGACGUCUCCGUCAGGGGCCCGUCUUCUAUGCGAGUUAAGGAUGUAGAAUCACUAAAGCUGUUGAGAACCCUACACAUCCUGGGGACUGGGGAGUUUGAUCCAAGCACGGACCUUCGAAAUGGUGGACAGAGUGGCGUUAUGACAUUCCUAGGCGUGGAUUCCCAUCAGCACCGAGUGGUAGCGAGGCUGUACAUUCCUGAAUUGAGGAUGAAGGGGCACUACAGGCUCGAGGGUAACCUGCUCAUGCUGCCCAUUGACGGAGAGGGCCAGUUCUCUGCUAAAUAUGGCGAAAUAGACGCAACAGUGACCAUAGUGCUGGGUCGUCAGCCGCGUCAUAAUGACGUGGACUCCCUCAAGUGCAAGGAGUUGGAUGUUUCCUUCCACGUCGGGUACGCCUCCAUGAAGCUAGAGAACCUGUUCGGUGAUGAUGGCGAUUUGAGUAACACAAUGAACCAGUUCCUGAAUGACAACUGGCAGAAGUUGCUGGAAGAGCUACAGACGCCUAUGGAAGACGCUCUCAGAGACUUCUUGAAGCCGCUUGCUGACCACGCAUUCUCUACACUCAACGCUGACGAUAUUCUUUCUCAAUAG